CAAGCUGGGCGCCGACCAUGGCGCGCAAGAAGGUACGGCCGCGGCUCAUCGCCGAGCUGGCCCGUCGCGUGCGGGCCCUGCGGGAGCAGCGAAACCGACCGCGCGACUCGCAGCGCUACGCCCUGGACUACGAGACGCUGACGCGGCCGUACUCGGGCCGCCGGCUGCCCGUGCGCGCCUGGGCCGACGUGCGCCGGGAGAGCAGCCUGAUGCAGCUGCUCAGCCGCCUGCCGCUCUUCGGCCUGGGCCGCCUGGUCACGCGCAAGUCCUGGCUGUGGCAGCACGACGAGCCGUGCUACUGGCGCCUGACGCGCGUGCGGCCCGACUACACGGCGCAGAACCUGGAGCACGGGAAGGCCUGGGGCGUGCUGACCUUCAAAGGUGAGGCGCUGGGGGCGGCCCCCCGGCCUUCUUCCCCAGGGCGGACGGAGAGCGAGGCCCGGGAGAUCGGGCAGGUCAUGUACCACGACUGGCGGCUGGUGCCCAAGCACGAGGAGGCGGCCUUCACCGCGUUCACGCCGGCGCCGCCCGAGGACGCUUCGCGCUGCGUGCCCUACCCGCCACUCCUGCGGGCCAUGAUCCUAGCGGAGCGGCAGAAAAGAGGGGACGCCUGCACCGAGGAGCCCAUGCUGAAUCUGGAGCGGACCCGAGUGCAUCCCUGGGACUACCCUGCGAAACAGGAAGCGAAGAAAAAGGCCAAGGCCACGCCAGUCUGAAUGUUAUGGGGAGGGCGCGGGGCCCCGCUUUGUGAACGAAGACGCCUUUGCGUUGCAGCUGGGUCAGCCCCCUGGGAGCGUGGAGCCAGACCCUGCCCCCGCGCCUUUGCUCUGGGCGAGCUGGCCGCGGGGGGUGGCGGGGGGGUGGCGGGGCUGGCAGCGCGGAGCUCCAAGCGCUGGCGCGGGUCGCCUCCCCGCUCCGUGCGGCCGCUGCCGGACUCGGCCGGGAACCGUGUGCGCUCUCGAAUAAAAGCAGAACCGGC
This is a messenger RNA of Enhydra lutris kenyoni (northern sea otter), 979 nucleotides long. It is a transcript of the gene MRPS34, whose product is annotated as mitochondrial ribosomal protein S34. Gene Ontology annotation, cellular component: mitochondrion; mitochondrial small ribosomal subunit. The transcript has 3 exons. Gene Ontology annotation, molecular function: structural constituent of ribosome. Gene Ontology annotation, biological process: mitochondrial translation. The record is from RefSeq and is a predicted model, not a curated record. The coding region runs from base 18 to 716 and encodes 232 amino acids. NCBI's taxonomy places the organism in Eukaryota, Metazoa, Chordata, Mammalia, Carnivora, Mustelidae.